AUGCCAUUUGUUAAAGACUUUAAGCCACAAGCUUUGGGUGACACCAACCUAUUCAAACCAAUCAAAAUUGGUAACAAUGAACUUUUGCACCGUGCUGUUAUUCCUCCAUUGACUAGAAUGAGAGCCCACCAUCCAGGUAAUAUUCCAAACAGAGACUGGGCCGUUGAAUACUACACUCAACGUGCUCAAAGACCAGGAACCUUGAUUAUCACCGAGGGUACCUUUCCCUCUCCACAAUCCGGUGGUUACGACAAUGCUCCAGGUAUUUGGUCCGAAGAACAAAUAAAGGAAUGGACUAAAAUUUUCAAGGCUAUUCAUGACAAAAAAUCGUUCGCGUGGGUCCAAUUAUGGGUUCUAGGUUGGGCUGCUUUCCCAGACACCCUUGCUAGGGAUGGCUUGCGUUACGACUCCGCCUCUGACAAUGUUUAUAUGAAUGCGGAACAAGAAGAAAAGGCUAAGAAGUCCAACAACCCACAGCACAGUCUAACAAAGGAUGAAAUCAAGCAGUACAUCAAAGAAUAUGUCCAAGCUGCCAAGAACUCUAUUGCUGCUGGUGCCGAUGGUGUUGAAAUUCACAGCGCCAACGGUUACUUGUUGAACCAAUUCUUAGACCCUCACUCUAAUAACAGAACUGAUGAAUAUGGUGGAUCCAUCGAAAACAGAGCCCGUUUCACCUUGGAAGUGGUUGAUGCCAUUGUUGAUGCCAUUGGUCACGAAAAAGUUGGUUUGAGAUUGUCCCCAUAUGGUGUCUUUAACAGUAUGUCUGGUGGUGCUGAAACCAAUAUUGUUGCCCAAUAUGCUUAUGUCUUAGGUGAACUAGAAAGAAGAGCUAAAGCCGGUAAACGUUUGGCUUUCGUCCAUCUGGUUGAACCUCGUGUCACCGACCCAUUCUUAGUUGAAGGUGAAGGUGAAUACAAGGGAGGUAGCAACGAGUUUGCUUAUUCCAUCUGGAAGGGCCCAAUCAUUAGAGCUGGUAACUUUGCUCUGCACCCAGAGGUUGUCAGAGAGGAGGUUAAAGAUCCUAGGACAUUGAUUGGUUACGGUAGAUUCUUCAUCUCCAACCCAGAUUUGGUUGACCGUUUGGAAAAGGGACUGCCAUUGAACAAAUAUGACAGAGACACCUUCUACAAAAUGUCAGCUGAGGGCUACAUUGACUACCCUACAUAUGAAGAAGCUCUCAAACUCGGUUGGGACAAAAAUUAA
Molecule: messenger RNA, 1203 nt
Organism: Saccharomyces paradoxus
Lineage: Eukaryota; Fungi; Ascomycota; Saccharomycetes; Saccharomycetales; Saccharomycetaceae
Gene: OYE2
Product: NADPH dehydrogenase
Exons: 1
Coding region: 1-1203 (400 amino acids)
Molecular function (GO): FMN binding; NADPH dehydrogenase activity
Source: RefSeq, a predicted model, not a curated record